Cajanus cajan (pigeon pea) is the source of this 6211-nucleotide messenger RNA. Its product is annotated as PHD-finger and DNA binding domain-containing protein. Lineage: Eukaryota; Viridiplantae; Streptophyta; Magnoliopsida; Fabales; Fabaceae. The record is from RefSeq and is a predicted model, not a curated record.
AAGAAUUUGUUAUUACUGUUUGGUUUCUCUUCUCUCUCCGCAGUCCGCACUACUUGGUUUGACCCACUUCCACUUUAGAGAGAGGGAGAGACUCCUUUGGGUUUCUUUUCGUUCCAACUUCCACACCCUUUCUCUUCCCUCGCACUUCAAUUCCCAAACACUCGCAAUUGCUCUCUUCCUCCUCUCUGCGCCCAAGGAGAUCACGUCGUUUGUUAGGAUUGUACUGUUGCCAUGGAGUUCGUGGGGAAAGCCGUUAGGAAAGAGGUGAAGGGGGUUGGGUUUGUCUCGGGAACAGUGAAAUCCUACGAACCUUCCUCUGGUUUUUUCGAGAUCGUUUACGAAGACGGCGAUUCUGAGGAGUUGGAGUCCUCUGACGUGGCUGCUCUUCUGCAAUCUCAGCCGGAGACUGUCAAGGCCAAGCCUCGGGUCGGUCGGAAACCUAAGAAGCGCCGUCGCGUCGAGCGGAGGCGCGAUUCCGGAGCCGUUUCAGGUAAUGCUAGCGAGAAUUCGCUGCCGGAGGGUAGUGAUUUUAGGGGGGUUUUGGAUGGUGAUGCUUCUGCUGGUGCUAGUGAGAAUUUGGAACUAGGUUGUGGUGGGUUUGAGAGAGCCUUGGAUGUGGGAAUUGGGAAUGGAGGGAAUCUUAUGGGCAAUGUUAAUGGGACUGUGAAGGAAAACGGGGUAAGAGAGACAGAGGGUAAGGAAAUUGGUUUGGAAGAUAGUUUGGAUAAGAAUGUUGUUGCUAAUGGUAAUUGUGUCAAUGAUGGGCUUGAUUUGAAUGCUGGUCUUAAUCUUAACGAGGAUUUAAAUUUGAAUGAUGCAUUUAAUUCGCCGUCGAACACUGAGGAUGGUUUGAAGAGGAGAGAUUGCAUUGAUUUAAAUUUGGAUGUGUGUGCUGAGGAUGAUGUCAGCCCGAAUGUUGGUUGUUCGGGAGGGGAGACGUUACAGCGGGAGUGUAACUUUGAUUUAAACGUGGAGGUGUGUGAGGAAGUUAAGGAAACUCAGUGUGAUGCUGACAGAAAUGGACAUCCUGACCUAGGUGAUGCUUUGUUUGGUAAGAUGGGACAGCUCGGAAAGGAAGAGAUAAAUAUUAGUAUGGGUUCCGUCAAAGAGGAUGGUGUUCAAGGUAAUUUGAAUCAUGUAUCUGAUGCUGUCAAAUUGGAGGUAGUUCAUGUUUCUGGUGUGUAUGCAGCUGAAGAUGCUUCUUUGUGUUUGGUUGAAGAGAAUGGAGGCAAUGAUGGCAAAGAAGAUGCAGCAGCUAUUGGUUCUCAUCAGGUUUCAAAUGCUAUUUCUGUUAGGGAUUCUGAUUCUGUGGAGGUUCAGCAAAUGGAUUGUCCUUCUGAAGGCGGUGUUGCCAUAAUUCAUGAAUACCAAGACGAUCCAGGUAGUCCAUGUGAACCAGGAAAUGGUCGAAGGAAGAGAAGAAAAGUAUCAGAUAAUCUGAAAGCGUCACCAGAGACAGUUUUAAGGAGGAGUUCUCGUCGAGCAUCAGCUAGAAAACGGGUUUCAAGCACUGUACUGGUGGAGGUGACUGAAGAUCCUUUGUUGUCCAUGGAAACCAGUGCCUUAACAGAAGAAAAGCCUCUAAUCCCUAAUUCUCAGAAAUACGGGCAAUGCAAUGAUCCUCUUCCAAAGCUUCAAUUACCCCCGUCUUCUACAAGUUUGAAUUUAGAUCAUGUUCCUGUUCUUGAACUUUUUUCUAUUUAUGCCUGUUUAAGAUCGUUCAGUACUUUCUUGUUUUUGAGUCCAUUUGAGUUGGAGGAUCUUGUAGCUGCACUAAAGUCUGAAAUCCCAAGUAUAUUAUUUGACAGCAUUCAUGUUUCUAUCUUGCAAACUCUGCGAAAGCAUUUGGAAUUCCUUUCUAAUGAGGGUUGCCAAUCUGCUUCCAGUUGUCUGAGGAAUCUUAACUGGGAUUUUUUGGACCUGGUCACAUGGCCUAUUUUCAUGGCUGAGUACCUUUUGAUUCAUGGCUCAGGAUUUAAAACUGGUUUUGAUCUUAAACACCUAAUGCUCAGAACUGAUUACUACAAACAACCUGUAAUUGUGAAGGUUGAAAUUCUUCAGUACCUGUGUGAUGAUAUGAUUGAAUCAGAAGCCAUAAGGUCAGAGCUUAACAGAAGAUCUUUGGUAACUGAGGCUGAUAUAGGUUUUGAUCAGAAUAUGUAUUUUGACACUUGCAAGAAAAGAAAAGCUGUAAUGGAUGUGUCUGGUGGCUCUUGCUUGACCGAGGAGAAUGUGGAUAACCCAACUGACUGGAACAGUGAUGAAUGUUGCCUCUGCAAGAUGGAUGGUAGUUUAAUAUGCUGUGAUGGUUGCCCUGCUGCAUUCCACUCAAGAUGUGUGGGAAUUGUCAGUGACAGUCUGCCUGAAGGUGACUGGUAUUGCCCUGAGUGUGGUGGCAAAAACAGGGCUUGGAUGAAAUCACGGAGGUCACUUCGAGGAGCAGACUUAUUAGGGAUUGAUCUGGAUGGCCGUCUCUAUUUUAACAGCUGUGGUUACCUGUUGGUGUCAAGUUCAUCUGAAAUAGAGUCAUCGUUCAAUUACUACCACAGAAAUGAUCUACAUGUAGUAAUUGAAGCUCUAAAAUCUAUGGAUCCUUUAUACGAAGGCAUAUUAAUUGCUAUCUAUAAGCAUUGGGAUAUCCCUGCUAACUUGAGUAUGGGGGAUAGUGUCUUUAAUCAUAGUUCCUGUAAGAACAUGCAGAUGAAGGGAGAAUAUUCUACUAUGCAUACAUCUUUAGGACCUUUGACUUCAGAGACAUUUUUGGACAAGAAUCAGGCUAAUGAUCAAAGAAAGUUGGAUGAUAAUUCAACUAAUGACUGUUGUAUGCAUCUUGGCCAAGAGUUUCCAAAGUCUGGGAACCGUCUAGAUUCAACGACCACCAUAGAAAGUCCUUGUGUUGUUUCAGAAGGAUCAGCUGAUACCACACAGAUGAAAACAGGCAUCGAGAAUGUUCAGAUAUAUGGGCUCAAUGAUUCCAAUAGAUGUGAUGAUUCCUUGAAUCAGCUAGGAAUACCAGAAAGAUGCCAUCCUGUUGGUGACUGUUCUUUGACAUCUUCCAGCUUAGACGUGGGACGUAAAAUAAACUUAAGAUCUGUAGGUGCUAGCAGUACCCCCUCAACAGACAAUAAGGAUACUUCAAAAGCACCUUGUGGAAUUGACUACAUAAACUAUUAUAGCUUUGCCCGAACGGCUUCCUUUGUUGCACAGGAGUUGAUGUGCAAGUCACCUGAAAAAAUGAAUAAGAUUUUUGCAAUGUCUGAAGAAGAAAUUAUUUCAGACCAAGCAAAAGUCAUUAUGAAAAAAUCUGCUAACUUCUGUUGGCCAAGUAUUCAGAACUUGAGUGCAGCUGCCCAAAAAGAAAAAUGUGGGUGGUGCUAUACUUGCAAAGUUGCAAAUGAGGACAGGGAUUGCUUGUUUAAUUCUGUGGUGAAGCCUGCUUGGGAAGUGUCUAAGACUAAUAGUACUUUAGUUGGGCUUCAACCCAGGAAGAUUCAGAAUGGACAUCUUAGAGAUAUCAUAUGUCAGAUCUUCUCUCUUGAGGUUCGGUUACGUGGGCUUUUGUUGGGUCCAUGGUUGAAUCUGCAUCAGACUAAUCUUUGGCAUAAGGAUCUUUUGAAGUCAUAUGAUGUUCUUCCUGUUAAACAAUUAUUGCUUCUUUUAGAAUCCAAUUUACGGCCUCUUGGACUUUCAGCAGAUUGGUUAAAGCAUGUGGAUUCUGUUGCUACAAUGGGAUCCUCUGCUCAUAUUGUAGUCAGUUCAUCACGCUCAUCGUCAAGGCAUGGUAUUGGAAGGAAAAGGGCCAGACAUUCAGAUAUUGAAACCAGUUCAUCUUCAAACACUGCUAGUGGUUUGGGGAUGUACUGGUGGAGAGGUGGUAGGCUUUCCCGAAAAUUGUUUAAUUGGAAGGUUUUGCCUCACUCCUUGGUUACCAAGGCUGCUCGACAAGGUGGGUGUAGGAAGAUACCAGGCAUUUUAUAUCCUGAGAAUUCAGAUUUUGCACGGAGAAGCAGAUAUGUUGCCUGGCGAGCUGCUGUUCAGAUGUCAACUAGUGCUGAGCAGCUUGCUUUACAGGUUAGAGAGCUUUAUUCAAACAUAAGGUGGCAUGAUAUUGAGAACAGCCAUCCCCUAUAUGUGUUGGACAAGGAAUCUAGAAAAUCAGUCAGGCUGUUCAAAAAGGCAAUUGUACGCAGGAAGUGCACUGAAGGGCAAUCUGUGAAAUACCUUAUUGAUUUUGGGAAGAGAAGGGCUAUUCCAGAUGUUGUUAUUAAACAUGGUUCUUUGUUGGAACAAUCCUCUAGUGAGAGAAAAAAAUAUUGGCUGGAGGAGUCUCAUGUUCCAUUGCAUCUUCUAAAGAAUUUUGAGGAAAAAAGAAUUGUUCGCAAGUCCACUGAUAAGAAACUCGGAAAAAUUCUUGAGGUGGGUAGAGUAAACAAGAAAACUCGUCAAGAAAGGGGGUUUUCAUAUUUGUUUACCAGAUUGGAAAGAUCUGAUUAUCAUCAGUGCGGGCACUGCAAGAAAGAUAUUGCAAUGAGGGAUGGUGUGAGGUGCCUUCAUUGCAAAGGAUAUUUCCACAAGAGGCAUGUCAGGAAAUCAGGUGGGACAAGGACUACUGGAAGCACAUAUUCAUGUCACAGAUGUCAGGAUGGGUUGCCUGCAAAGACUAAUACUAAUAAAAGGAAAAUUGACUCAAAACUGCAGAAGAUUCAAGCAAAGAAACGUAAAACUGUUCCUUCAGUUUGCAAAUCAGUGAACCUCAAGGGCAAUAAAAAGACAUUGAGCAAGAUACGACAGGUGAGGUCUCGAAACAGUAAGAAUAUCCCAUCAAGUGUACCUCUUCGCCGUUCUACUAGGAAGGCCAAAUCCUUGUAUAUGCAUAAUCAAAUGAAUGGAGGACAUAAAAAAGGAAAGCAAGGUAAAAAGAAUGUGGGGCGUAAAAAGGGAAAGCAAAGUAAAUCGAAGCUGACCUCUCAGAAGUCCAAGGAAACCACUAGUCAACAUAAAAAGUUGGCAGUAAUAACUGCACUUAAGAAGAGAGCAAAAAUCUGUAGCAGUUACUGGCAUAAUGGUCUUCAGUUGUCCAGAAAGCUAAAUGAUGAACGAGUAACGCUGUUUAAAGAGAAAAAGCGUGUUGUCUUCUCUGAUGAUUUUUCUGUCUCUCUUGAUUAUCCUAAAUGCAGCCUUUGUUGUGGAAAUGAGUGCACUUUGUGUUAUAUUGCUUGUGAAAUCUGUGGAGAUUGGUUUCAUGGUGAUGCUUUUGGGCUCAACGCGGAGAAUGCCAGACAACUUAUUGGAUUUAAGUGCCAUGUUUGUCUUGAUAGAACUGCUCCAAUCUGUCCCCAUAUGAAGAUUAAUGCAUUGUCUCGCACUGAAAGCAAUGCUGCAAUCGAUGGUGCAGAGGAACUAUCUAAUCCUGUUUCUCUCCAACCUUCAAGCGAGAUCCCUUGCAAUUAAAUACUGUUGGCAGUCAUGGAUGAAAUCUUCACCGUGCUAGGGGUUUGAUGAUUUUCUUUGAAAGGACAUGGGAGGACAUCAGAUGCCAGCUUCUUGUAGGGUUGUUUUUCUUCCUGCAGGAUUGGUGGCAAAUGAUUUUUAAUUUUUUAUAUAUAUAAAAAAAAUUGUGGUUAGACAGGAUCACUGUAGGAAUGACAGCUUGAUCAGGUGCUCUGUUGUUUUCUAUUUCAACUGUCCUCGAAAGGGAAAGAAGAAUAACGGAACAAGCAUGCUAGCUCCAAAGGCUGAAGAUAUUUUGUAAUCAGGACAUAGUUAAGUAGAGUUCAUACAUCAAUUGCAUUCAUGAUUGUUAUUCUAACCCAUCAGCAUUCAUUGUAGCAUUCUUUAACGUAGGCCUUUCACCGCUCGAACUGAUUUCACUAAUGUCUUGUCAAUUUAACUCUUAAAGGAAUGGAGUAUAUAAAUCAUAGCAGAUCUCAGUAAAGAAAAUAUUGAUCAUUGCAGAUAGUAAAUAGAACCUUGCUCUCUAAGAGAAUUUUUCUUUUAGAUUUGUCGUUGUCUUGGUGAAAACUUAAACAUGGAGCAAGGGGUUUUUUUUGGGGGUGUUGGAAAGUUAUUUUUUGAGUCCGAAGUGUAUAGAACGUCCAUAUAAUGCUGUUAAUUCUAAGAUACCCUUGAUGUGAUACUGUUUGUAGUUUCAACUAAACCUUGAAGUUUGUUAAUAUUGGAAAAAGUGAUGGUUAAAUCUGUUUAGAAAUUA